Messenger RNA from Raphanus sativus (radish), 1764 nucleotides. RefSeq lists its product as uncharacterized. Gene Ontology annotation, molecular function: GTP binding. The record is from RefSeq and is a predicted model, not a curated record. NCBI's taxonomy places the organism in Eukaryota, Viridiplantae, Streptophyta, Magnoliopsida, Brassicales, Brassicaceae. The transcript is spliced from 9 exons. The coding region runs from base 1 to 1545 and encodes 514 amino acids.
AUGACAAAAUUACAAGAUUUUGUGUUUCCAAUAAAAGGGAACAUUAAGUUCAAAUUAAACCACCACCGUCGAGUGUUUGAUAACAUCUUCGCUCCAGAGAGGAUUAGCAUACAGUGCUAUCUUUGGCGCUGUGAGAUACCGGUUCACGACUAUUGCUCAGACUCCCAUCGUGAGCUUGCCGUAAACGGAGAAGGAAUCGGAAACGCAAUCACUUUCAUCGAUGGGAAGAAAGAUCCAGAAAUCUUUGAGAUGUCUCGAAAGAUUUUGUUGUCAAAGAGGCGAAGAAAACAUUGUGGUGUCCCUCAUGUAGCUGCAAGCGAUAUUUGCAGUAACCCGUGGGAACAGGGGAGAGUCUUUUGGAGGGAGCUUGAACCUGAUGAAACCAAAAGAUCAUGGCUUUUUAUCUCUGAAAAAGAUCCCGAGGGUUUUGGAAUCAUGUGGCUACCGGUUCACCGUCCCAUAGACCUUCCAGGUGGAUGCGUUUGUCAGAAGUACUGGCUACAACCUGAUUACAUCCAAGCGAGUGGCUCCUUUCGCCUGCUGAGGAUAACGGAUUGCUUUGAGCGUUUCAACAAAGCUGUCUACUGGCUUAACUUUAUGUAUCAUAACAAGGUGGCUGAUAAAGGUAAAGCAGUUACUGUGGGGGUAUCAUCCGAGGGGAAGCCUGCCAAACGCCAACAUAUGGACCCUACCCACAUUGGCCUCCCAAAGGUGCUUCAGAUGGACCCGAAUUACCACCCUCCUCGUGGAUCAACAUCCCUUAAGCUCAAUCAGGUUCAAACGGUGCCUAUGAUGGGAUAUGGCAAGCUUGUUCAUACCCUUGAUGGAAGCUAUGUUUUGGUUAAAGGGAAGGUGGCUCAAACGCUGCCAGUGGAGGUCAUCAUAUCUCAUCUCUUGGGUAUAUUUGAGAAAGCUCGAGCAAAGAAAUUGGAGGAGUAUUUGGCUCAGGCGUCCCCUGAGUUUCUGAUAGAGAUGCUGGAGCUAUGUGACAAUCGGAUGGUACUGUUUGACAAGGAUAAGCGCAAGAAAGCCGAGCAAGAGCUACUUGACCAGAAUAAGGAGAUGCUGGAGCUAUGUGACAAUCGAAUGCUACUGUUUGAGAAGGAUAAGCGCAAGAAAGCCGAGCAAGAGCUACUUGACCAGAAUAAGGAGAUGCUGGAGCUAUGUGACAAUCGAAUGCUACUGUUUGAGAAGGAUAAGCGCAAGAAAGCCGAGCAAGAGCUACUUGACCAGAAUAAGGAGAUGCUGGAGCUAUGUGACAAUCGAAUGCUACUGUUUGAGAAGGAUAAGCGCAAGAAAGCCGUGCAAGUUCAGAAGCUUCUCUCACUUGUUGAUUCCAUCUCUAGAAACUGCAAUGGAAAACCGUUUGCAGAUGAAUUGUUCCAUGAGCUUCAGGAGCUACUUGACCAGAAUAAGGAGGUUGAAGCGCUCAAGGGUUACGAUACGAUGCAGCAGGUGUACUUUCGUAAGCAAGUGGGGAACAAGGAGGGAGAGGUGAACGACAAUGAGAGUGGGAAGGAGAAACAGGUCAGUGUGGCAGACUGAUGGGGAAGAAGGGAGCAAAGCCGAGGUUGAAAAUAGAGACUUUUCAAGUUGGGAUCUUUUAUAUUUUCGCUAUGGAUAAGAGGAAUAAGAGUCAUGAGUUUUCCAUGCUUGUACAUAAGAACGCUAUGAGACCUCUGUGAUAUUUCCUUUUGUAAUCAUUCCUGUACUUUGGAUCCUUUUCUAUUUGGAUUUACACAAGGCAGGUAUUGUUCAGUAAAA